This is a messenger RNA of Phaeodactylum tricornutum CCAP 1055/1, 3834 nucleotides long. RefSeq lists its product with no specific name. The record is from RefSeq and is a predicted model, not a curated record. Gene Ontology annotation, molecular function: protein binding. The transcript has a single exon. NCBI's taxonomy places the organism in Eukaryota, Bacillariophyta, Bacillariophyceae, Surirellales, Neidiaceae. The coding region runs from base 1 to 3795 and encodes 1264 amino acids.
AUGAUGGUAUUGCAUCCUGAUGCUAAUUCCAAUCGUCCCUCGUCACCGUCCACGACCAGCAGUACCAGUAACAGCAGCAGUAACAACGCUACCGCUGUUGCCGCAAACCUGAGCAGUACAACUGCCACGACUGCAACAAGGUCCGAAAGCUCCCUUCCCAUCAAAUCGGGAUCCGAGCGUCCGGCUGUUGUCGUACCGCAAUUGCGGAGAAGGAGAUCCAAAGGAACGAUUGCGGACUUAACUCGGAAAUCUCCAUCCUCGGGAAACGAAUCUGGAUUACCGGUAGUCACUACCGCAAAUGAAGGGGCCCUUGUCAACAGUAGUUCACAGGCGUCAUCCUCAUCCACGUUGGAGGAUUCCGUAUCACCGCAACAGCAACACUUAUCCACAAUCUCGUCGUCUUCCAAAGACCGUACACCGCAACAGCAGUCGCCGCUGCACAAAAAUACAGAAAGCAUGGAAGUGGCCAACCCGAGCACGAAGAGUUUUAUACCGAACAAACCGAAUCAUGUUUCAAAAUUAGCUUUGCUGUGUGCACAAAAUGCAAUGAGGCUCGGUGCACGUACGCAACUUUAUCUGUGUCCUCCGGGAAAGGUCCGGAGGACGCUACAAUCGGAGCUCUUGCGGCACUCCUCGCGAUUUGCCAAUAGCGGUAGUACAAAUUCUUCCGAUGUCGGCUUGGACCACAUGGUAGAUCUCACUCGCUACGAACAAGAUGAGCAAGAUUUUUUGCGAACCAGCAACAGCUUUCAAGCGGAGCAGGAUGAAGACGACGAAGAACACAGCAGCGGUGAUGAGGACGACCCCGUGUCUUCGUUUACUUUUCCAGACAACAGCAGUAGCAUCGUUCAUUCAGAAUCUCGGGAACCCUUGUUUACACCAUUUGGAAGGGAUUUGAGGUUGUCCAACCCCAACGGUGCUCCGGUGCUACUCGGCGGUAGCGGUAGCCUCAACAAUAACGGAAGGCUGGCCUUCAAUCGACGCAAAUUGCGCUUUUUUGACGCCAUUGCGCCACAAGAUUCCGCCACGGCCCGGGCCUACCUACGGUGCGAACUGAACAGAAGCAAGAAACGAGCCGCGCUGUCCUUGUCGCGACAUUUGAAACGUGUACACAUGGAAGAGGUUCGUCGAAAACGCACUGCGCAAGGAGAAAUUGUAGACGACCUUGUAUUGACGGAAACGCCGGAAGAGCGCGCCUUACUUUCCGGUACGGUGUCUAAAUUACAAGCACCCAUGACUCCGAGUCUUGCCGCCGCACUGUUAUUAGAAAGCCUAAAAGUCGGCAGACCAGAAUCAAUUGAAGGCAUGUCAAAAUGCUACGAUGGAAUUGUCGCCGCUGGCACGGCCGUUUUGGAUUCAAUGGAGAGCAAUCCAGCCUCACAGCAGGAUACUGGCAAUAAAUCACGUGCUACUCGUUCAGAGAUCGUCGCGGCUCUGGCACCCCUGCUAAUUACAAGUUUAGAGCAACCGUCAGGAGAGUUGUUUGUUCUUUUGGCAAAGUUGCGCCAGAUGUGCGGGACCGUGCGGUAUCAGCGGCGAUUCGUGCAACGUGUAGCACCAUGUUUGAUUCGUCCACCCAAUUCUGCCAUGUGGUGUCUCAAGCACCAAAAUGACAUGGAAUCUAUUCUUGCCGCAACGGAGCUUAUCUUGGAUUCGGCCAUGGACAUAUUUAGCAAAGGUUGGUACGAACGCGGACAAUUACUCUUAGCGGAUACAAAGCGGGCAGAAACAUUGAAGGCCGCGGCCAAGCAAUUGCGUGACUUGAGCUCAGAGCCAACCACUGGCAGUCUCGCAUUGAGUGGGACCGGGAAUGGAUUGACCACCACCGCGCGUGCACGACGCUUAAAAAAUGACAGCGGCGUCAGUGGUGCCAACAACCAGCUGGCCGAGUGGGAGGUCAUAGCUGUGGAUAGGCAAAUUCGCGUCUCGAUUGCGAAUGCGCUCAAGUCUGAUUGGUCACGAUCGACGAUACAAUCCGAAAUCAAAAGUCACUAUCGACGCCCAUCACCAGUAAACAAGGCUGCGCUGCGUGCUAUACCGAGUGGCAGUAGCGACAUGAGUCCGAAGUCCAUGGUUUCGUCGUCGCCGCGUAGUCCUGCACGAAUAAUGAUUCCGGUUGCGUCCACUCCCAAAUCUCCCCCUCAUCUGCCGUCGGUUCAAUCGUCGACAGCGGAAGUUCUGGAGAAUGUGUUCGGACCAUCGUUUGCUGAAGUAAACGUACAAUCCGAGCGCGCAUUUACCCCUCCACCACAUAACAGCCAGUCCAACCCUGCGAUGCCACAACUCAAGGUGUUCAAAGAUGACAAGCAACUAGAAUUUGCUGAGGCUUUCUCAAGCUCUCCACAAUCAAAUCAGACACCGCCGAGAUCGCCUCAUUCUCCAAAAAAGGCAGAAACUGAUACUUUGAAAUUUACAGAAAAUGCACCGGCACUUACUCCUUUGUCGUCUCCUAUCCGAGGCAAGGUUAUCGGGGGGAAAGAAGUGGCUGGGGCCUCGCAUCCUUCAAGUUCGGCGCCAACAACACCUUUGUCUCCUUCUUCCAUUGGUUCUGCCGAGAUAGUUUCUUACAAACCUGUAUCUGCGGCGACCGUGCCGUCUUCCUCGGGAUCAACAGCUCAUUACCGCAUGUUGACCUCGACAGCAGCUGAACGCAAGAGAACGGUCGCAGCCUGUCGAGCUCUCCGCGCACAGAUCCAGCGGUUUGAAGAUGCGUUUUUACAGCUACAUGGCCGUUCUCCGAAAGGUGCUGUAGAGCGAGCGCCGCUCACAACGACCUAUGCACAAUAUCGGGAAUGGAAACGGGCAAUUCGAGCAGACGCAGCUUCUCGCAUUCAAGCGCUCUUUCGUGGUUUUCGAACACGAACGCUGCUUCUACAAGGCAAUCGUCCAGAAAUUUUACGCGUUGUUUCCCGUCGGGCAGGAAGAUCAGAUUUUACGUUGCCCGAUUUGAAUUUACCAUCUGACAUUGGCGAUUCGGAACCAACAGGUUCUUUGACAAGCAGUACCGAGAACGAAUCGCUAUUUGAAACAUCGGAAAAGCAACCCUCAGGCUUACAAUGGGCAAGCAAACAAUUGCGACCGCGAGCGAACAGCGGCGACCGCUCAGGGUCGCCCGGAAGCUUGUCAUCCUCGAAGAGUCAGUCAGCAACACUUUCGACAGUUCCAUCAGCUUUGACAAUCCAAGAAUUGAAGGGCAUGACCCUUCCCGAAUUACAAGCUCGAAAGCGAGAUCUCAAAUCUCAGCUUAAGCAAUACGAUAUGCAUUUUGCGCGCAAGCAUGGACGAAUGCCGAUCAAGGCAGAGAAGGAACCCAUUCGACAUUUGUAUGAGAGUUACAACUUUUUGAAGACGCAAAUUACGACAUUGGAGCACGAACAACGUCGACUUCCACCUCCCUUAAAAUCACCCAGUUCGAGCGUUGUGGUCUUUCCGCAGCGAACCGUUUCGCCAACGUCAGGGUCUGAAAGCGGUCAGAGUGCCACUGAAGACGCAGGCUUUUCGGCGAGUCCUAAAACGGCGCGAGGAAAACGGAAGGUGCCUAAGUCUGCUUCUCCGCCGAUUGCCUCUGCACCGAGUGCGGCAUCCAGCAAAAGUAGCUUGCCUACUGAUCUUGCUAGUCUUAAGAUUGAAAAGGGGCAGCUGCAUCAAAUGUUGAGAUCUUACGAGAAGGACUUUUUCCGAGAGCACAAACGGCAGGUCUCUAGUUUUGCGGAUAUAAAACCAGUCGCGAGUCAAUACCGUCGAUACAAAGAGAUAAAAAGGGCAAUUGCAGCGCAACAGCAAAUGGGAAGAUAACCUUCUGAUAUAAUCGGAGCUAACAAUUCUGGUCUUGCC